AUGACUUUAAUUCUAGGAUAUUUUGCUUUUGUGUUACUGUCACAAUACUCUCUGGCAGCAACGACGUGGGGGGCGACGACAGUUAGUGCGACUACCACCACAAUUACGUCUACCACCCUUACUGCGACUGCCACGGAUGAAAGUGUUCUUCUAGUUGAAGCUAGUGGAGUAGCAUAUCUGACUAAUGUGAUCAUCGUCAAGACUGGAGAUGCAUCGGAUGAUACAUCGCCAUCUAGCACCAACCUCAAUGCUGCCAUUGGUGUGGCUGAUCCCGGAACGGUCUAUUUGACUGACUGUACAAUUACAACCGAUGGAGUCGGUGCCAAUCCGCUGAAGCUCUAUGAAGAUGGAUCCUACGCAUACGUAUACAAUCUCGAAGUAACAGCGCGGGGAGACUAUGCACAUGGCGUAUAUGCUGCCGGGGGAUACAUCUACGGUGAAAACGUGACGGUCACUACUUAUAACACAUCCGGGAGCGCAAUCGCCACUGAUUCAAAUGCGGGAACUAUCUAUAUCAAGACUGCGACUGCCUACACUUAUGGCGCCAAGUCCGCACUGGUGUACUCUACUGGCAAUAUUACCGUCGAAGACCUGACUGGUUCAACAUAUGAAGCCUCAGGAUGCGUUAUCGAUGGCAGUAAUUCGUGGACACUCGUGAACCCAGAUAUAAGUGCAGCCCCAACUGCUUACGGCGUCUUCGAAACACGAGGUACGGGAGAGCGCCUCAGUAGCCCAGCUACAAUGACAGUGAAUGGUGGCUCAGUCGCUGAAACUAGAGGUGAUGCUGGCGUGAUGUUCUGCUCUAAUAUCGACUGUUACUACUACCUGGACAAUGUAAGCAUCUCGACCAAGUCCGGUAUUUUGGCAAAUUCAUCCGCCGCAGACUGGGGGAUAUCGGGCUCAAAUGAAGGUGGUCUGUAUGCUUAUUUGGCCGAACUCGAUAUCACUGGGGAUGUAUAUGUCGAUGAUAUCUCCACAGUAGCCAUAUACCUCUAUUCAACUUCUUGGAGUGGCGCUAUCAACCCCGAAGGUACAGAAGGCAAUGCGACUGUAUACGUGAACUCAGAUAGCACAUGGACAGUGACUGGGACGUCCUAUGUCACCGUCAUUUCAUGCGACGAUAGUGAUUGCAGCAAUAUAUACAGUGAUGGCUUUACUGUAUACUAUGACAGCAGUGAUAACAGCUGGCUUGGAGGGGAGACUAUCUCGCUCAGCGGAGGUGGCGAGCUAACACCGAGCUGA
Molecule: messenger RNA, 1242 nt
Organism: Penicillium macrosclerotiorum
Lineage: Eukaryota; Fungi; Ascomycota; Eurotiomycetes; Eurotiales; Aspergillaceae
Exons: 2
Coding region: 1-1242 (413 amino acids)
Source: RefSeq, a predicted model, not a curated record